This is a messenger RNA of Priapulus caudatus, 373 nucleotides long. RefSeq names its product glycerol-3-phosphate acyltransferase-like. The record is from RefSeq and is a predicted model, not a curated record. The annotation marks the transcript as partial. Lineage: Eukaryota; Metazoa; Priapulida; Priapulimorpha; Priapulimorphida; Priapulidae. The transcript has a single exon.
UUAUUAUUGUCGUACGUGAUCUAUACCGAGAACCUGGCGAUUCCCUACAUCGCGGCUGGAAACAAUUUAAACCUGCCCGUUAUCGGCCGAAUUUUACGCGGUGGCGGCGCAUUCUUUAUUCGCCGCAGCUUCAAGGAUAACCCGCUUUAUGGCGCAGUGAUACGCGCCUACGUCGAGCAGCUUAUUUCGUUGGGCGUGCCGAUGGAAUACUUCAUCGAAGGUGGCCGAAGUCGCACCGGACGUUUGCUCAAACCCAAGCUCGGUAUGCUCGACAUGACCGUCGACGCCUAUAUGAAAACGCAAAGCCGGCCAUUGGCGUUUAUUCCGGUCUAUAUCGGCUACGAAAAACUGAUUGAAGGCCGCUCGUAUAUUG